This is a messenger RNA of Dovyalis caffra, 1128 nucleotides long. The record is from the annotation of a GenBank genome assembly. NCBI's taxonomy places the organism in Eukaryota, Viridiplantae, Streptophyta, Magnoliopsida, Malpighiales, Salicaceae.
AUGGCACUCCUCUCCACCCCACACUCCUCCCCCUUCUUCUCCCCUUCCUCUUCCAUAAACCCCAACAACCCACUCCCUCUCUCCAAAACCCCACCUUUAUCAUCCCUUUAUUUCUCCCACAAUACCCCUAAAAGUAAAACCCUCCGUUUCCUUCCCCAAAUUACUAAACAGCCCAGAUUCCCUACCCUCCUCAUACACGCCUCAUCAUCAUCGUCCGACCCGACUUCUGAUCAGGAUCCGGAACCAAACCCAACUCCAACAAGUAUCACUGACGAGUGGGGCGAGAAAGCAGAACCCGUACCCGAACCUGAGUACCCGAAAGCUUCGGACUCGGAUCCUCCGAGAAAUGAUGACGAGUGGGAGGAGGAAUUUGUUGCCGUUGGAAAUGGCACCGCUGCGGCACCGAGUACCAGCAGUGAGGUGGUUGUGGAGAAGGAUGAGAGGAUUGAGGAGUUGAAGAGGUGUUUGGUUGAUACGGUCUACGGUACUGAUUUUGGGUUUCGGGCCAGCCCGGAAAUACGGGCCGAGGUUUUGGAGUUGGUCAAUCAGUUGGAGACUGUAAACCCGACUCCGGCACCUGUGGAUGCUACUGAUUUGCUUGAUGGCAAAUGGAUCUUGGUGUAUACUGCAUUUUCCGAGCUAUUGCCACUUUUGGCAGCAGGGGCUACGCCUUUAUUGAAAGUGAAAAGCAUAACUCAAACAAUUGAUACCAACAAUCUAUCUAUUGCAAACUCAACUACAUUGUCAAGCCCUUUUGCUACUUUCUCCUUUAGCGCAUCUGCUACUUUUGAGGUUCGAACUGCAUCAAGAAUACAGGUUGAAUUUAAGGAAGGUACAUUGCAACCUCCGGAGAUAAAUUCCAACAUAGAUCUCCCAGAAAAUGUUAAUCUUUUCGGGCAAAAGAUCAAUUUGUCUCCUGUCCAGCAAUCUCUCAAUCCUCUGCAGGAGGCAGCAGCAAAUAUUGGAAGAACCAUUUCUGGCCAGCCACCAGUUAAGGUACCCAUUCCAGGCAACCGAGCAAGCUCCUGGCUUCUUAUUACCUACCUUGACAAGGAUCUCCGAAUCUCAAGAGGAGAUGGUGGUCUUUUCGUUCUUGCUAAAGAAGGAAGUCCUCUUCUAGAACUGUAG